AUGUCCAUUGCGUAUGUCAAGCAAGCCAAGCCAAAAGAAAUCGAUCCAACCAGAGCCGGACAUCACAUACCACUGCAUCAAGUUUAUGUUGGUGUUGCAGCCACUGCUACUAUGCAUGAGAUAAAAGCAGGUGCAAAACAGGAGGACGUACAGAAAUUUCGAAGCGACUGCAAGAAUUUUCUUAUCGAAAGCAUCCUCCAAAUCAAGCAAAAAUUUGAUUUAGAAGUAGAAAUACAUGACAUUGUUUCAUGUAUUGCACCAGGGAAUGCGGCUGCUCGUGUCCCACCGUCUUUGGUUCAAAUCAUCCAGAAGUUACCUUAUCUAAAUGAGAUCCUGGAUACUGCGAAACUUGAUCUGGAAUGGAGAACAUGUUUUUGA
This is a messenger RNA of Paramuricea clavata, 378 nucleotides long. NCBI's taxonomy places the organism in Eukaryota, Metazoa, Cnidaria, Anthozoa, Malacalcyonacea, Plexauridae. The record is from the annotation of a GenBank genome assembly.